AUGGCUGCUCAAAGGAAUCGCCCCGGCCGCAGCGAGCUGGUCCUGCUCUGUCUUUUCGUGGGGAUGCUGUGGGAGUCCGGAGCCCGGCAGAUCCGCUACUCCGUUCCUGAGGAGCUGGACAAAGGCUCUUUCGUUGGCAAUAUCUCCAAGGAUCUGGGGCUGGAGCCCCGGGAGCUGGCGGAGCGCGGAGUCCGUAUCGUUUCCAGAGGUAGGACGUUGCUUUUCGCUCUGGACCCACGAAGUGGCAGCUUGAUCACAGCGGGUAGGAUAGACCGGGAGGAGAUCUGUGCUCAGAUAGCAAGGUGUCUGGUGAAUUUUAACAUCCUUGUUGAAGAUCGGGUAAAGCUUUUCGGGAUAGAAAUAGAAGUAACUGACAUUAACGAUAAUGCUCCGAAAUUCCAAGCAGAAAAUCUAGACAUAAAAAUUAAUGAAAACGUCCCUCCAGGGACGCAUUUUCCGCUCCCGGAAGCAGUGGAUCCAGAUGUGGGCGUGAACUCCCUACAGAGCUACCAGCUCAGCCCGAAUAAGCACUUCUCUCUGCAAGUUCACAGCCGAGCUAAUGGAAUCAAGUAUCCGGAGCUGGUUCUGGAGCGCGCCCUGGAUCGCGAGGAAGAGGCGGUGCACCAUUUGGUCCUCACCGCCUCCGACAGGGGUGACCCUCUCAGAUCUGGCACUGCCCUUGUCAGUGUGACUGUUUUCGAUGCAAAUGACAACGCACCGGUGUUCACCUUGCCUGAAUACCUAGUAAGUGUUCCUGAGAACCUGCCUGUGGGUUCACGGCUACUGACUGUCACCGCUACGGAUAGGGAUGAAGGAGCCAAUGGUGAAGUGACAUAUUCAUUCCGAAAACUCCCCGACACACACUUGUUGAAAUUCCAGCUAAACAAAAAUACUGGAGAAAUAAAAAUAUCAGAAAAUCUAGAUUAUGAAGAAACAAACUUCUUUGAAAUAGAAAUACAAGCGGAAGAUGGGGGAGCAUACCUUGCAACUGCAAAAGUUCUGAUAACAGUUGAAGAUGUAAAUGACAACAGUCCAGAGGUGACCAUCACAUCUUUGUUUAGUCCAGUGGCUGAAGAUGCCCCUCUGGGAACUGUUAUAGCUCUUUUACAUGUACAUGAUCUAGACUCUGGGCAGAAUGGACAAGUCACCUGCUCCAUCUCAGGGAAUCUACCAUUUAAAUUAGAAAAGUCCAUUGACAGCUAUUAUCGAUUGGUGACUAACAGAGCCCUUGACAGGGAACAGGUAUCCCGUUAUAAUAUCACUGUAACAGCCACAGAUGGGGGAAGUCCAGUUUUAUCAACGGAAACUCAACUCACCCUGCUUGUGGCAGACAUCAAUGACAACCCGCCCACUUUCUCUUAUGUCUCCUACUCCACCUAUAUUCCAGAAAACAACCCCAGAGGAGCCUCCAUCUUCUCUGUAACUGCACAUGACCCUGACAGUGAAAAGAACUCCCAGGUCACUUACUCACUGAUUGAAGACACCAUCCAGGGGGCGCCCCUGUCCUCCUAUGUCUCCAUCAAUUCAGACACUGGCAUCCUGUAUGCUCUGCAAUCCUUUGACUAUGAGCAGUUUCGAGAGUUGCAGAUGCAGGUAAUGGCAUGUGACAGUGGGGACCCACCACUCAGCAGCAAUAUAUCACUGAGCCUCUUCGUGCUUGACCAGAAUGAUAAUGCACCUGAGAUCUUAUACCCCACCCUGCCCACUGAUGGCUCUACCGGUGUUGAGUUGGCACCCCGCUCUGCAGAGCCUGGUUACCUGGUGACCAAAGUUGUGGCUGUUGACCGUGACUCAGGACAGAAUGCCUGGUUGUCCUACCGCCUGCUCAAGGCCAGCGAGCCAGGACUCUUUGCCGUGGGGGUGCAUACAGGCGAGGUGCGCACUGUGAGAGCCCUACAGGACAGAGACACACUCAAGCAGAGCCUUCUGGUGGCCGUUCAGGACCAUGGCCAGCCCCCACUCUCAGCCACUGUCACACUUACUGUGGCUGUGGCAGACAGUAUCCCUGAUAUCCUGGCUGAUCUGGGCAACCUCGAACCACCUGCUGACCCUAAUGCUUCGGACAUCACCUUGUAUCUUGUGGUGGCUGUGGCCACAGUCUCAUGCGUUUUCCUCGCCUUUGUUAUCGUACUGAUGGCGCUCAGACUGCGACGCUGGCACAUGAAGCGUCUGCUCCAAACUCCUGAAACUGCUUUACCACACCUGCAAGCUUCACAGUUUAUGGGCAUGGAUGGAGUACAGGCUUUCCUGCAGACCUAUUCCCAUGAGGUCUCCCUCACUGCAGACUCUGGGAAGAGCCACAUUAUCUUUCCACAGCCCAACUAUGCAGACACGCUCAUCAGUCAAGAGAGCUGUGAGAAAAAGGAUCCUUUAUCAUUGUUAGAUGAUUCAAGGUUUCCUAUAGAAGACACACCUUUGGUUCCAGUGAUAUGCAGAGAGAGAAGAAUAUGUGAGUUGCAGUUGGAAGCUGUGGUGGAAAAUCCUUUAAAUAUUUUUCAUGUUCUUGUGGUUGUUGAGGAUAUUAAUGACCACGCCCCUCAAUUCCGUAAGGAUGAAAUAAAUUUAGAAAUCAGUGAAUCUGUCACUCCAGGAAUGAGAACAAUUCUUGAGUCUGCAAAAGAUCCCGAUAUUGAUACGAAUUCACUGAGCAAAUACCAAUUAAGUCCUAAUGAGUAUUUCUCCUUGGUGGUGAAAGACAAUCCUGAUGGUGGCAAAUAUCCAGAAUUAUUAUUGCAGAAGACUCUGGACCGGGAAAAGCAGAGCUCUCACCACUUAGUACUGACUGCCUUCGACAGUGGGGACCCGCCCCGCAGCGGCACCACACAGAUCCGUGUCCAAGUAGUCGAUGCUAAUGAUAACCCCCCUGUGUUCAGUCAGGACGUGUACAGGGUCAGCCUGAGGGAAGAUGUGCCCCGGGGCACCACUGUACUGAGGGUGAGGGCCACCGACCUAGAUGAGGGCGUCAACUCAGAGAUCACCUAUUCCUUUCUUGGUGUGGCUGACAAAGCCCAACACGUGUUUUCUCUGGACUCCACAACGGGAGAUAUUACAACUAAUCAGUCCUUGGAUUUUGAAGAAGUAGAAAGAUACACCAUGGGGGUGGAAGCGAAGGACCCGGGAUCUCUUUCUACACAGUGUAAAAUUAUUAUAGACGUUCUGGACAAAAACGACAACAGCCCCGAAAUAAUAAUCACCUCUCUGUCUGAUCAGAUUUUGGAGAAUUCCCAUCCUGGAAUGGUGGUAGCCCUCUUCAAAACACGGGAUCGGGAUUCUGGGGAAAAUGGAGAAGUUUUAUGUCAUAUAGGACGAGACGUUCCUUUCAGGAUUCAUUCAUCUUCUAAAAAUUACUACAAGAUAGUAACUGACGGGGCUUUAGACCGGGAGCAGACCCCAGAGUAUAAUAUCACCAUCGUGGCCAGUGACAGGGGCAAGCCUCCCCUCUCCUCCAGCACAAGUCUCAUCCUGCAAGUCGCCGACGUUAACGACAAUGCCCCGGUUUUCCGACAGUCCCCCUACGUGGUCUCUGUGCCUGAAAACAACCCUCCUGGCGCCUCCAUAGCGCAGGUCGAAGCGUCGGAUCCAGACCUGGGACCGAAUUGCCAAGUAUCCUACUCCAUCGUGGCCAGCGAUCUGGAACCGCGGAUGCUUUCGUCCUAUGUAUCUGUGAAUGCGCAAAGCGGGGUGGUGUUCGCGCAGCGCGCCUUUGACCACGAACAACUGCGCGCCUUCGAGCUGACACUGCAGGCGCGUGAUCAGGGCUCGCCCGCGCUCAGCGCCAAUGUUAGCCUGCGCGUACUGGUGGGCGAUCGCAAUGACAACGCGCCCAGGGUGCUGUACCCGGCGCUGGGACCCGACGGCUCGGCGCUCUUCGACAUGGUGCCGCGGGCGGCACAGCCAGGCUACCUGGUCACCAAGGUGGUGGCUGUGGACGCAGACUCGGGACACAACGCCUGGCUGUCCUACCACGUGUUGCAGGUCAGCGAGCCCGGGCUCUUCAGCCUAGGGUUUCGAACAGGCGAGGUGCGCACCGCUCGCGCCUUGAGUGACAGGGACGGGUCCCGCCAGCGCCUGCUGGUCGCUGUGCGAGAUGGAGGUAAACCACCUCUCUCUGCCACAGCCACAUUGCUCUUGGUUUUCGCAGACAGUCUGCAGGAGGCGCUGCCGGACCUCAACGAUCAACCCACUGUCUCUGACCCUCAAGCCGACUUGCAGUUCUAUCUGGUGGUGAGCUUGGCAGUGAUCUCCGUGCUCUUCCUCCUGGCGGUAAUUCUGGCCAUCUCACUGCGCCUGAGACGUUCCUCCAGCCCCGCCGCCGGGGGCUGUUUUGGGUCUGUUCUCUGUGUCAAAUCUGAUCUUGGGGUUCCUCCCAACUACAGUGAGGGAACACUGCCCUAUGCCUAUAAUAUGUGUGUACCUGGGGAUCAAGCUAAUCCAGAAUUUCACUUUCUCACAUCUGUUGAUCAUUGUCCAGUCACCCAAGAUAGUGUCAGCAAAAAUGGCUCCUCAAUGCUAUUGGCUAGCAUUUUAACACCCAGUGUUGAAGCAGAUAAGACCUUUCAACAGGUAAGUUUUUGA
Messenger RNA from Chrysochloris asiatica (Cape golden mole), 4575 nucleotides. It is a transcript of the gene PCDHGA10, whose product is annotated as protocadherin gamma subfamily A, 10. Bases 1 to 4575 code for a protein of 1524 amino acids. Gene Ontology annotation, biological process: homophilic cell-cell adhesion. Gene Ontology annotation, cellular component: plasma membrane. Gene Ontology annotation, molecular function: calcium ion binding. Lineage: Eukaryota; Metazoa; Chordata; Mammalia; Afrosoricida; Chrysochloridae. The record is from RefSeq and is a predicted model, not a curated record. The transcript is spliced from 2 exons.